Debaryomyces fabryi is the source of this 2088-nucleotide messenger RNA. RefSeq lists its product as uncharacterized. The transcript has a single exon. NCBI's taxonomy places the organism in Eukaryota, Fungi, Ascomycota, Pichiomycetes, Serinales, Debaryomycetaceae. Gene Ontology annotation, cellular component: Mon1-Ccz1 complex; fungal-type vacuole membrane. Gene Ontology annotation, biological process: vesicle-mediated transport; protein targeting to vacuole. The record is from RefSeq and is a predicted model, not a curated record. The coding region runs from base 1 to 2088 and encodes 695 amino acids.
AUGAGUGGUGAACAAAGUUUGGGAAGUAAAGCCCCAGAUAAUUUAAGUAAUAAUAGUAAUACUAACAAUUCACAAUCCCAAGAAACAUUACAGCUUCCACAACCUACAAGAAAAAGCUCAGCUGUCUUGCUAACACGAAAACUGAUAGGAAACUUAAAUGCUAAGGUUAAUGUCACUAAUGGUCUAGUAAGUGAUGCAACAACAGCAGUGAAUCUAGAAAAUAUUGGAAAUGCAAAUAUUGUGUCUCCGGUGGACGAGACUGACUCAGAUAACGAUAACCACUUACGCUCAGUUAGACUGAAUAAAUAUUCUCCCAGUGAGCAUAGUUUGUUUCCAUCAGGGUAUAAUACAGAUGAGGAAAACAUCAUCAAUGACAAUGAUGAAGAAGAGUUACAAGAGAUAUUACAUCUGUUAGUUAGACAAGAUGAUGGACUUGCAGGUUCAAGGACUGAUUCAAAGGAUCAUUUGACAUCUAUGGAUCUAAGUACUUUAACUAAUGACAAUUACAAAAUGGAAUCACAAAGUGAGUUCAUUGAAAGGUAUAUUUCGAUUUCAAAAGCUUCUGAUUCAAAUUCAUUUCACAACAAAUUCAAGCAAUUCUUCAUACUAUCUACGGCUGGUAAGCCUAUAUAUUCUAUGAAUGGUUCUGACGAUGUUAUAAUGGGAUAUAUGGGAUUUAUAACUACUAUUGUUUCUACUUUUCAAGAGAAUAUGAAGGAAGAGAUUAAAUCAGUUAACUAUGGUGAUGAUCUAAAACUUGUAAUCAUGAAUAAAGAUCCAUUAAUAUUUGUCGCUAUGACAAAACUAAAACAUGAAACCAUGAUAAAUAAUGCCCGAAAUGAAGAUGAUAGUAUUUUGAUAGGACAACUCAAUACUUUAUACAAUUAUUUAUUAGCAGUUCUUUCAAAGUCUACAAUACUAAAGAAUUUCCAGAAUAGAAUGAACUAUGAUUUAAGAAAGAUUUUGACUCCUUUGGAUUUCCAUAAUCUAGAUUCUUUGUGCAUGAAGUUAACAUACGGAUUUUCAACCUCUGAACUGCCUACACCCUAUAAUAUUCCAGGCCUUGAUUUUUUUUUAAGUCAGUUGCUCGAUUCAUCAUUACAAAGUGCAAAAAUUACCAACACUACUCGAUCUAAGUUGAACUCGAUUUUAUUAUCAUGCAAAAAGUUAAAGAUCAAAGAAAACAAGCCUCAAGUGUCUUCUAGACUUUUUGACAUUACUGACUCUGGAGAUAAGGAAACCUUCUUGGGAGACGACCUAUUAUUUUCAUUGUUGACUACAUCACCUGGAAAAAUUUUGAGUAUGAUGAAGCCAAAAAAUCACACCCUAUCUAAGGAAGAUCUUAAAGUUCUAUUCACAAUGAUAUCUUCAAUUUCUACUAGGUCUGAUGAUUCACAAUCAACAGAAGAUUUAUGGAUUCCACUUUGCAUGCCCGAUUUCAACCCGAAUGGUUUUCUUUAUGUAUUUGUUAAAAAAAUUGAUUUAAGCGGUUAUGUUAUCGUGGAUGGAAAGCAUGUACCACCACAGCCAAUCAUAAUUACACUAAUUAGUGGAAAUAAGAACAGCUUUUUUCAGCAACAAGAAUUAUCCAAGCAUAUUAUUAAUAGUAUUACAAGCAGUGAAAGUUUUCGCAAUGCAUUAAGUUCAGAACUUUUAACAUUUAAUAAUCUAUCUAUAUUAAAUGACAUAAAAGUGCCUUUGAUUAAGCAUUUUAUUUACAGACUGAAAAGAUACAAUCAGUGUUUUAUGAGCGACGCAAGACACUUCAAUAAUGAAAAAGCUUCUACAAGUUUUGUCACAACAUUAGAAUUGGUUUACUUCUAUUCAACUUUACAUAACAAUAAGGCCACUGGCUUUUCAACUGAUCCUGCAACAAAAAAGCAUAAUAAAAAGCUAACCUACUCGAAAUGGAAAAUUUCCGGAAAUACAGUGGUUGGGUUUAUGCUUUCUGAUUCUACGUCCGAAUUCUACUGUUUAUGUAGAGGCGAAAUUGCUUCACAGGAGUUGAUAAAGCAUAGUUUGAAAAUAAUCAAGUGGUGUGAGAAAUAUCACAGAAGAAUAUUUGUUGGAGAUGGAAUUGUAUUUUAA